Molecule: messenger RNA, 2736 nt
Organism: Penaeus indicus
Lineage: Eukaryota; Metazoa; Arthropoda; Malacostraca; Decapoda; Penaeidae
Gene: Rab32
Product: ras-related protein Rab-32-like
Exons: 5
Coding region: 358-1050 (230 amino acids)
Biological process (GO): phagosome-lysosome fusion; endosome to lysosome transport
Cellular component (GO): Golgi apparatus; late endosome; lysosome
Molecular function (GO): GTP binding; GTPase activity
Source: RefSeq, a predicted model, not a curated record
GAGCACACCCGCUCUACCCUCAGCGAUACCUGGAAGUUUGCGAGUUUAGCGAUUUCUCAAGCAUUUAAUUAGUAAAAUCACCUCUUUCCAGUGACACAUUUUCACGCCCGAAGAGAGCGAUGGUAUUCUCACCCAGGCAAAGGAGAGUUGAAAUUGUGACUUGAAGACAAGAUGCAUUUACGAAUUUAAUAAUAAUAAUGAUGCGAAGUGACCUGAUAACAGGAUCUUCACGAGCCCAACGAUCUGAAAGAAGCUAAGAGGUGUUUGAUCUUUUUGAAACGAAGUUUUGUAUAAAUUGCAUUAGGACGAAAGUGGAAGGAGAAAAGUUACAGCAACUUUACAUAAACACACAUCGCCAUGGCAACUAACGGCGUGAGCAACGGUGUACAGAGAAGAAGGAUGGCGGCAGGUGCAAGCACAGACAAGCGCGAGCACCUGUACAAGAUCCUGGUGAUUGGCGAACUGGGAACUGGGAAAACGUCCAUAAUCAAGCGCUAUGUCCACCAGUUCUUCAGUCAGCAUUACCGGGCCACCAUCGGUGUCGACUUCGCUCUCAAAGUCCUUAACUGGGAUAGCAAUACAGUCAUCCGUCUGCAGCUCUGGGAUAUUGCAGGCCAAGAGCGCUUUGGAAACAUGACUCGGGUUUACUACAAGGAGGCCGUGGGAGCCUUCGUUGUUUUCGACGUGACUCGAGCCCAGACUUUCGACGCCGUGACCAAGUGGAAGACGGACCUGGACACGAAAGUCACCCUCGCGGACGGCUCUCCCAUCCCCGCGGUUCUGCUUGCUAAUAAGUGUGACCAGCCCAAGGAGGGGGUCGUAAACAAUCCUGCCCGAAUGGACGACUACUGCCGAGAGCGAGGUUUCAGUGGAUGGUUCGAGACGUCUGCCAAAGAAAACAUUAACAUCGACGAAGCUUCACGAUUUCUUGUUAACAAGAUCCUAAGCAACGAAAAGCAGGGAAUGAUGAUGACCGAAUCCCUGGACACCGACAAGUUCUCCAUCGACGGGAAGGCCAACCCAGCCGAGAAAGCAGCUUGCCGAUGCUAAAGAAAACCAGAUGCUGAAUUCCCACCCACGCUUAGAAGUACUGCGAGUGUCCUUUUAUAGAAUGAUAACGCUACUGUGUACAUUUCCAUUCGCUGAGAUGUUUCUGCCACCAAAACAGGUAGUGAGAAGAGACGAGGUGUGUGUUGUUGAUGAUGAAUAGGAUACAUUGAGGUUGCAGGAAGGGUCUCACUUUUUCAUUAUUAUGAGAUAAAGGGAUAGGGAGUGAUCACGUUAUGGCACUUGCAUUAGGAAGUGAUAUCCUUUUUUGUCUUCUUAAUUUUUGAAUAGGAAGCAAUAGGAUUAUUUGGACUAUUGGUAAUACUCAAUGAAAAUAGGAGAAAAUGUUAAAAAUAGGCAACUUGGGCAUUAAUGUGUGUUUUGGCAGAAAUAUGGAUUGGAGACUUUCAUUUCUUUUGUUUUUUUAUCUAUUUAUGAAAAAAAAUGUUUGAGUGGUUCUGUUGCACAAGAUAAGUUGUUUUAUCUUUACUUUACAUAUUCAAGGAGAAUAUUAUGCAAUUCCAGACUUACUGAAGAUGCAUUCCGUUGUGUUCCCAGGUGAUUUACUUGAUUUCAGUUUCUUCAACUUCUUAUUUUUUUCUCAAAAAUCAACUGCCAGUUGUUGAACUUGUACAUAAUAAGAGGAUAAUCAUUUUGUAUUAGACCAUCACUGUCUCUCUUUUUUGUUUGCUUUCAAAAGUCACAUUAGAACUUCUUUUUCAAAAGCUUUAAGUUCUGUCUUUGGGAUUUCUUAUUAUUGAGUUGCAGAUCAAAGACAAUAAUAUAUUUGGACGGACUACAUUUAAGAGAUCAAUUUGUAUAGAUUGUAAAAAGUGAUUUUAGAUUUUUUUUUACUUAACUGAGUGCUGUAAGAGGUUCAUAAAAUAAAACAAAAAACAUAAGAAACUUGAACCUAAAUCAGGGUUUAGAGAGAAAUGGAGUGUCUCGCUGUUGUGCCAUAGAUUGAAGUAGAGUUAGGUACUCUUUCCAUCCAUUUUUUUAUACAUAGAACAUCACAACAGGAGCUUAUGCUGUGUAUCUCUUGCUUUCUCAUUUGAAAAGAUGAGAGUGUGAGGUGGAACUUUAUAUUGGGCAGUAGACUUCUGUUCAUAUCAAUAUAGUGCUUUCUGGACCAAUUCCUGUGAUACAUUAAUACUGUAAAGACUUUGCAGUGGUUCUUUUUAUGAAUAUGUUAAAUUAAGAAAGGUGACAUUUUACUUUCUUUUCUUAUAUACACGUGUUCAUAUGAAUAAUGCCAAUUGCACUUGAAUGUAUUAAAAUUGUUUGACUAGAUCUGUAUGGAAGGAUAGUUAAUAUAGAAGGAGAAGACGCAUUGUUUUUUGUUAUAUCUUGUGGUGCUUUGUGACCAUGGAUGAAUAUUUUUCCUUUGUAUUUUCUUUCUUUUUUGGCUUUGAUAUAAGAGAAAGACCACAUUAAGAAAUGUACGGACAUGAAACCAUUAGGAUUGUUAGAAAAUGAACCAUCAAGGGGAUAAUUGUUUUAAAACAAGUUCUUUUUUUUUAAUUAAUUUUGGGAAUUUUAAAGACCAUAAGUUUUUAUAUUCACAUAUAAACUGAGAUGUAUCAUGAGUGCAUUGACAUUACUUUUGGUCUUCCACUGAAUACAGAAAACAGAUUGAAUGUACAAGAAAUUCUUCAUUAUAAUAAUAAUGGUAUGUACAGUAUAUAU